This is a messenger RNA of Pseudogymnoascus verrucosus, 843 nucleotides long. RefSeq lists its product as uncharacterized. The transcript has 3 exons. The record is from RefSeq and is a predicted model, not a curated record. Lineage: Eukaryota; Fungi; Ascomycota; Leotiomycetes; Thelebolales; Thelebolaceae. The coding region runs from base 172 to 816 and encodes 214 amino acids.
CCCCUUCCCAGAUUCUAAUCUCGUGUUGCCCCCGAUCCUUAUAAGCAGUCCUGCCCCGUCUCACUCAAUUCUGCACACUCCAAAAGCUCGUUGUACAGACUCCAGACAUUGUAAUAUCAACUCAAUCGCACAAGCUUCAAUCACCGUCUCUCCAAAUCCAAAACAAUCAAAAUGCAGUUCUCCCACGCUCUCAUCCUGGCCUUCGUUGCCUCCGUCUCCGCCCAGACCGGUACCAUUGCCGGCGACGUCGCUGCCCUCCCCGACUGCGCGAAGAAGUGCAUCGACACGGCCACUCUCAAUGCCGGGUGCAAGUCCGUCACUGACUACGCCUGCCAGUGCGGUUCCGCCCACGACACCAUCAACAACGCCGCCGCGCCCUGUGUUGCCUCGACCUGCCAGCCCACUGAUCUUACCACGGUCCUGAGCCUCACCGCCGAGAUCUGCAAGCUGGUCGCCGCCGGCGCCCCCGGCAGCGGCGGUGGCUCCUCCGCCGCUGAGUCCUCCACUGCCGCGUCCUCCACUGCCGCUUCCUCGACUGAGAACUCCUCCUCCGAGACCGCCGCGCCAACCGGUGGAUCGUCGUCGACUGAAACCUCUGCACCCUCCUCCAGUGGUACCUCUGCGCCUUCCUCCACCGGCGGCGGCGCGGCCCCGAGCAGCACCGGUACCGGUGAGAGCUCCACCGGUGCCAGUGAGCCAACUACCAGCGGUGGCAGUGCCGCCCCUACCUCGAGCACCGGAGCUGCGGCCACUGGGUCGUGGAACUUCGCUGCCGUGGCUGCUGGUGCCGGUGUUGUGGCUGCCGGGCUCAUGUAAAUUAGGGUUGUGUGAUAAUGUGCAGGA